Clarias gariepinus (North African catfish) is the source of this 981-nucleotide messenger RNA. It is a transcript of the gene setd9, whose product is annotated as SET domain containing 9. The transcript is spliced from 6 exons. The coding region runs from base 35 to 907 and encodes 290 amino acids. Lineage: Eukaryota; Metazoa; Chordata; Actinopteri; Siluriformes; Clariidae. The record is from RefSeq and is a predicted model, not a curated record. Gene Ontology annotation, molecular function: protein binding.
CAAACACGGAGCCGCGACAUUCAGUGCAGUUAACAUGAGGAAGAGUUUACUCAGAGUUCUGAAGGAGAGAUGGAGAUGUUACAGGCACAGAUUUGUUCCCUGGAUUGCUUUAAACCUUGUAAAAAACGAGAGGACGCUGCGCCAGGUGAAACACCGAGCCGAGGACAAGCGGUUGGAGGAUGACCGAGUCCUCGCGUCCCUCGUAAGCCUUUUUACCGAGUUACUCAGAAACGACGCGAGCAACCAAACAGAACAGCUUCGCCUCCUGCCUGCGUCCUCUCGCCGCCAAUACUACAUUACCCACAAUGCCGCGGUGCGCGACCCGGAAGUGGCGCCUCGCGAGAUUAUGCUGCGCACGCUGGGUUUCUGUGUGGAGAAAAUGGCGAGUUCACUUCUGGGUGCAGGCACCGGGGUGUUCGUUACCCGGGGGCGCGUGCUCAGAGGUGUACCAGUAGCCAUGUAUCCAGGUACCAUCUAUCAAGCUGACGAGCCAAUUUUCUUCCAGUCCAUUCGAAACCCAUUUGUGUUUCGAUGCAUUGACGGUGUUUUGAUCGAUGGCAACGACAAAGGACUCUCCAGGCUAGUGUUUCGGUCAUGCAGCGGGCGGGACCGGCUCGGCCCAUUUCGCUUGAGUGACAGUUCGUGGUUGACACCCUGUCCAGCAAACCCUUUGGCGGUGGGACAGUACGUCAACAACUGCUCCAAUGAGAACGCUGCCAACGUUUGCUAUCAGGAACUCGAUGUCCCGGAGGAUUUCCCCAUAGAACUUCUUCAGUAUCUUCCCAAUGUUAAUUACAUAUCUAAUACACAAAGGAGGUUGCGCUGUGUGGUGCUUGUCUCGUUAAGAGACAUUAACAUGGGUGAAGAACUUUUCUCCAAUUACUACACCAUUGUGCAUGAUUAUUGAUACGCGUUUUAACGGCAGUAAAAGUUUUUCCGUUAGCAAAUAAUGCAAUGUGCUGUUUUUUUAUGUACAUUAAA